This is a messenger RNA of Cylicostephanus goldi, 510 nucleotides long. The record is from the annotation of a GenBank genome assembly. Lineage: Eukaryota; Metazoa; Nematoda; Chromadorea; Rhabditida; Strongylidae.
AUGAAUGAACUGAUCGAGCGCACAAAUGUGUACAAUUUACCACUUAUUAUGAGAGAAGUGCGGCAGGGAGAUUCCUUUUCACCUAAGCUGUUUACUGCUACUCUUGAAUACGUUUUUCGAAAAAUCAGCUGUAACAGCUACGGAUAUUGCAUAAACGGUAAUCAGCUCACGAAUCUGCGCUUUGCCGACUACAUCGUUCUAAUUGCAAAAUCUGAAGGUGAACUAGAAGCGAUGAAAAACGAUCUAGAUAGACACUUCUGCAGGAACGGUUUUAAAAUGAAUCCUCUGGAAACGAGAGUACUUGCGCAUACUCCUGUUACAAUCAGGCUUAAAGGUACCAUAAUCGUACAAGUACAGUCAUAUGUUUAUCUUGGACAAAUCAUUUCACUUCCUCGCAAUCACAGCAAAGAGAUCUCACUGGGUAUACAAGCUGGAUGGCAAAUUUUCCAUCAAUACAAGGAUUCCUGUUUCAAAGACAGUGUUAAUGAAGUGAAAGCGGAAACUAUUUAG